Molecule: messenger RNA, 510 nt
Organism: Monosiga brevicollis MX1
Lineage: Eukaryota; Choanoflagellata; Craspedida; Salpingoecidae
Exons: 1
Coding region: 1-510 (169 amino acids)
Molecular function (GO): protein binding
Source: RefSeq, a predicted model, not a curated record
AUGGCCGCCAUGCGUGGCGCGCUUGAUGUGAUGCGCGCGUUCAUUGAUGCUGUACCCGACAAGGAAACGUUCAUCAACAGCACCAGCUUUGGUGGCGAGAUGGCUAUUCACUUUGCCAUCGAGCAAAAGAAUCUUGAAGCCGUCAAGUUGUUGGUGGAGAACGGAGCCAGGCUAACCAGCCUGUGGGACCAAUAUGAACUCGAAGGCGACGUGGACGAAGCAGAUCCAGACAACUGGGUGGACGACGAGUUCAUUGACGAAGACGAGUACGAGUACGGAGACGCUGGAGAUGCUGUAAUGAAGCAACAGCGCACGCCACUCAUGACUGCAGCUCGCAUGGGCUCCGUUGAAAUUGUAAAUUAUCUGCUGAAGCACGACGAUGACCCCGGUUACUGUCUUGAGUACAAUCCCUUCAAGGGGGAAAACGCCGUUAAGAGCGCCACCGAUUGUGGACAUACCGAGAUCGCCAAGCUCAUCCAGGACGCCAUUGACAAGCGCACCAAAAACUAA